UGUACAUUUUUGGCAAAGCUCCGGAUCUCGCGAAGUCCUGCAAAAGGUCGCGAGGCUUGGCUCACUAUGAAUGAGAUUCGCGUGCAAGGACUGCUGCUCGAUCGCUACAACACCGACUUUCUGGGACUUCUUCACAAGUUGAAUCGAACGGUUUGCACUCCCACUUCGGCACCAACAUCAGUACCAGCACCAACAUGCAGCGUGAGUAAGUCGUGCGGCGCGGGCCGCACGUGGAUCGGGGAGAUGAGGGGCCCUCUCAGGGAGAAAAUUACAAAAUGUCAUCAACCGCGCGCUGUCCGACCAUCUGGACAGUCAAGCGGCGCUCAUCACAGUCGGCGGGAGGAGACGAAACAGGAAGAAGAAAAACAAGAAAAAUGUAACCAAGACAAAGAAGAAUAAGGAGAACAAGGGCAAGCUUUCACCGCCCAAAUGUCGCAAAG
Messenger RNA from Pomacea canaliculata, 440 nucleotides. RefSeq lists its product as uncharacterized. The coding region runs from base 67 to 399 and encodes 110 amino acids. The transcript has 3 exons. Lineage: Eukaryota; Metazoa; Mollusca; Gastropoda; Architaenioglossa; Ampullariidae. The record is from RefSeq and is a predicted model, not a curated record.